UUUUUUCUUUUUGUUCCAGCGCGCUCCGAAUCAAUCAACCAAUUAAGCCUCAACAACCAUGGUUCGAAUUAAAAACCGAUACCUUUUGGUAAAUAUCCUCUACCCAGAACUGGAGAAGACUACAACCGGCAAGGAAAAUCUGCCAGAUGUAGUGUUAUUCAAUCAGCCGACUGUUGAUGCGCUAAAUUCGCGCGCACUACUAAGGGGAAUCCAAAUGGAAGUUGCGAAUCUGUUUGGGGAUUAUGGAAGUGGUGCGAUUGCGGAUAGUAUUGCUGGUUUGUUAUUUCUCUUGUCCACAAAAAAGAAAAAAAAUCAAUCUAUGAACUAGUUACUGAUGUGAUUGGAAUGCAGUAAAAUAUUUGUCAUCUGCCACAUCGACAUUUAUUCUACGGGUUUCACGAGCGCAUUAUAGGAUUGUUUGGGCAGCUUUGUCGCUGAUGAAUAGUUUACCUAUUAAGAAUGGGAAGAAUUGUGUAUUCAGGGUUGUGAGGGUAAGUGGGACAAUAAGAAAAGCGGAGGAGGAAGCUAUCAGAAGGGCGAGGGAAAUGAUAUUAAAGGCUCGUCGAGACCUAGGGGAACAAAGCGAAUCUACACUUGAAAAGAUGUUUAGCCCAGACAAGGGGACUAUGGCAGAACCUACGAAAGAUGUAAUGAUGGUGGAUGCAGUGGAUAGUGAUGAAGAUGAAGAAUUAAGUGAUGGAAAUGGAUGACGGUAUCAUUGAUUUGUUCUAACAACUUUUAUUCCCGAAUCGAAUGGUGCCCGAGCCAUCUCCUCGA
This is a messenger RNA of Sclerotinia trifoliorum, 777 nucleotides long. The record is from the annotation of a GenBank genome assembly. Lineage: Eukaryota; Fungi; Ascomycota; Leotiomycetes; Helotiales; Sclerotiniaceae.